This is a messenger RNA of Kickxella alabastrina, 1454 nucleotides long. Its product is annotated as flap endonuclease 1-like protein. The transcript has a single exon. The coding region runs from base 152 to 1297 and encodes 381 amino acids. Gene Ontology annotation, cellular component: nucleus. Gene Ontology annotation, molecular function: 5'-3' exonuclease activity; DNA binding; 5'-flap endonuclease activity. Lineage: Eukaryota; Fungi; Kickxellomycota; Kickxellomycetes; Kickxellales; Kickxellaceae. The record is from RefSeq and is a predicted model, not a curated record.
AUUUUUUGAUGUUAUUUUUAUUGACGAGAAAACUUUUCUUUUUUGCGCGUUCAAAUCGCGUUCUUGCCUUUUCGCAAUUGUGUAUUUCCUUUCUUCUUCUUUUCACAGGUAAUUAUUUUGUAUUUCUUUUCUCCAAACUUCAAAUUCAGCCAUGGGAAUCAAAGGACUCAAGCAGGUUAUUGCCGACCGUGCACCGCUGGCGCUCCGCUCGGUUGAAAUGAAGCAUCUCGUGGGGCGCAAGGUGGCGAUUGAUGCGUCGACGUCGCUCUACCAGUUCCUUGUCGCUGUGCGUAAUGAGGGUCAGAACCUGACAACAGCGGACGGCAGCACAACAAGUCACUUGAUCGGACUUUUAUACCGCACAGUCAACAUGGUGGAGACAGGCUUGAAACCCUUAUACGUGUUUGACGGAAAGCCACCAACAAUGAAGGGUGGGGAGCUGGCCAAGCGAAAGGAGAAAAGGGAUUUGGCACAGGAGAGUUUGAAGGUUGCCGAGGAGGAGGGCAACGCUGACGAGAUGCUUAAGCAGAUGAAGCGGUUGACAAAGGUGACACCCGAGAUCAACGAGCAGGCCAAGCGGUUGCUCACGCUCAUGGGUAUUCCACACACGACGGCGCCAUGCGAAGCUGAGGCUGAGUGCGCAGCCCUGGCCAAGGCAGGCAAGGUGUGGGCGGCGGCCUCGCAGGAUAUGGACACCCUGCUGUUUGGCGCACCCGUGCUGCUGCGCAAUCUGACUGCACCCGCAGCCCGCAAGCUGCCUAUUGAGGAGAUCCGCCUGGACGAAGUCCUGAAGGGCCUUGACUUUUCGCUGGACCAGCUCAUCGAUAUGGGGAUCCUGCUAGGCUGCGACUACUGUGACUCGAUCCGCGGUGUCGGCCCAAAGUCUGGGUACGAGUAUAUUCGCGAACACAAGACCAUCGAAGAGACAAUCAAGGUUGACAAGGUGGCCAAGGGCGUGCCUGAGGACUGGCCCUUCGAGGGUGCUCGCGGGUUGUUCACUCAGGCAGACGUGUCCGAUUGUUCGGCCGAUUUUGUCUGGGAGAAGCCCAAUACCGAGGGCCUGGUGCAGUUCCUCGUGCACGAGAUGGAGUUCAAUGAGCAGCGCGUGCGCUCGGCUGCCGCCAAGCUGGAAAAGGCCGUCGGCAAGGGCCAGCAGGUGCGCAUUGACUCCUUCUUCAAGGUCACUGCCAAGCGCGCGACUCCGAUGAAGCCCGCUGCAACCGCUGCCACUACAAAAGACGCUGCCAAGCGCAAGGGCUCAGCGGCUGCCAGCACUGCCAAAAAGGCGCGCAAGUAAAUAAGUAAAACAAGUUUCUAUUAUUAUAUACAUGACAUUGCAUCUCGCGGUCUGUGCCAAACAUCCGAAACUCGCAAUUUCCAAAAGGCGACUUGCUGGUGUGUGCGUUUACGCACGUGUACAGCUUUAUUAGCUAGCACUUUUUUUUAGCGCUGGG